Messenger RNA from Chlorella variabilis, 1980 nucleotides. RefSeq lists its product as hypothetical. Bases 1 to 1980 code for a protein of 659 amino acids. The transcript is spliced from 6 exons. NCBI's taxonomy places the organism in Eukaryota, Viridiplantae, Chlorophyta, Trebouxiophyceae, Chlorellales, Chlorellaceae. The record is from RefSeq and is a predicted model, not a curated record.
AUGAGCGACGCGGGAGGGCCCGAUAUGGGCACCACGGGCACCAUGCCACAGGUUCAUGCUGAGGGCGGCCCCAGCUCUGUGCCUCUGGUCGCCGCCGCUGCGCCAACCCACGCCGAGCCCCCCGGCAGCAGCGCAGGCGCCCACGCAGCAGCGCAGGCCACGGCGGCCAAGGCGACUGCCCAGCAGGCCUCGCCAGUGCCUCUGCACACUCCAGAGGGCGAGGAAGAGGCGGCGCCGCAUACAGCCGGGCCGGCGACCGCCGGCGGCGACGUGGUGACGCCUGCUGUGCCUGCCGCCUUUGCCGCCGCCGCGCCCGGCACGGCCCCGCGGCAGACCGCAGCACCCGCAGCAGCGCCGGCCAGCCCUGGGCAGCCGCAGGCCAGGGUUGAGCCCCCAGGGGAGAGCGAGGCAGCAGAGGUGCUGGCGCUGCUGGCAGCCGUGGAAAAGGGGGAGGCAGCAGCGGGCGCCGUGCCAGCCGGCGCUGCCGGUACGGCCGGCGGCCCAGCGGCACCCGCCGCGGCAGCGCCAGCGCCGGCAGCAGCAGGGACAGAGGCUGGCGCCGCGGCACAGCAGCAGCCAGGUGGGCGCGCCUGCUGGCUGGGGCAGGCCACUGUGUCCAUAGUGGAGUACAUCCGCAAGCACCAGGCCUUCUACCUGCAGUCAACAGGCAGCGGCGUGCCGGAGCGCAUGCUCAGGUGCGGCGGCGGGCCCGCUGCGCGGCGGUGGCUGGCUCCAGCGCUGGAAGGGUGGCAGUCGUUUGGCAACAACCCCGACACCUCCAAGGCGCUUCGCUUCCUGGUGGCGGAGAGCCGCAUCGUGCGGUCGGGGCUGGGCGGGCGCAAGGACCCUUACUCUUAUGUGCUGCAUCCCGCGGCCGACGCCAUCCAGCCGCAGGCCGCUCCCGCCGCAGCAGCGGCGGCCGGCGGCAGCGAGCCGCGCCCAGGGCAGCCGGCGCCGCUGCGUGGCGCCAUCAAGCGCAAGCCGCAGCACCAGCGCUCGGCGGCUGCGGCCGCGGCAGCGGCAGCGCUGCCGGGCUGGCCUCGCGGCUGGCAGGAGGAUGCCUCUGGCGCAGCAGCGGAUGACCGGCCCGACGUGUCUGGCAGUGUGGGCGAUGCAACCGAGGGAGGUCGGCGGCGGCAGCGCCGGCCCUCCACUAAAGCCCAGGAGAAUGCCGACGCCGAGCAGCUGCUGGAGCGGCUGGAGGGCGGCGGCGGCGGCAGCGGCAGCAAGCCGGGGCGGCGCAAGCGGCUGGGCCCCGGCCUGUCCAGCGGCACCCUGCCAGAGUCGUUGGGAGAGGCAGAGGCGGAGGCUUCUAGCAACCAUUAUGACGACGAGCAGGGCGAGCGAGUGGCCAGCCAGCAGCAUGGCGGGAGCUCCGUCGCCAAGCGGCAGCGUGGCGCGGGCGGCGGCGCCGGCAGCGGCGCGGGCGGCGUGGUCACGCCGACGGCAGCAGCUGGCAUGCUGAUGGCGGGGCCGGGUGGCAUGAUGAUGGCAGCUCCAGGCGGCAUGAUGAUGACCCCACUGAUGAUGCCUAUGCCUCCUGGCAUGGCGCUGCCCGGCGCAGGCAUGGCGCUGCCCGCCGGGGCUGCCGCCAUGGCACCGGCCGGCAUGGCGCCGGCUGGCAUGGCGCCGGCCGGCAUGGCGGCGGCUGGCAUGGCGGCGGCUGGCAUGGCGGGGGUCCCCGUCUUCCCCGGCGCCGCUGCCAUGCCGGGCAUGCCGCUGGGUGGCGUUCCGCUGGACCCUCAGCAGGCUCAGCAGGCCCAGCAGGCUCAGCAGGCGAUGAUGGCACAGAUGCACGCCGCCACUCAGAUGGCCUUCCUGCAGAUGCAGCACAUGCAGCAGAUGCACUGGAUGCAGAUGCAGCACAUGCAGGCGCAGCAGGCGCAGCAGCAGGCGCAGCAGGGGCAGGAGGAGGGGCCGCCGGCGCCGGCAGAGCCGCUGCCGCCCGGGCAGCAGCAUCAGCAGCAUCAGCAGCAGUAG